AUGACGGAUAGACAUCAGGGCAUUAUUAAAUCCGUGCCGAAGUACUUUCCUGAUUCUUACCACUCAUAUUGUAUACGUCAUGUGAAAGAAAACUUCAAGAAUCAGGUCCUUGUCCAUUAUCGUGCAGCUGAGAGAAAGAGGCUCAUUGAUUUACUAAAUGCUGCUGCCUAUACACCAAGGCUUACUGUAUUCCGAAAGCUAAUUGCAAAGCUUACAUCAGAAGCCCCUGGUGCUACCACCUUUCUCCUACAUGCAAAGCCGGAGCAUUGGGCGAAUGCUGUAUUUCCAGGUCCACGCUGGGGCAUCAUGACAUCGAAUGUGGCAGAGUCUUUUAAUAGUUGGGUCCUGGAGGCUCGUCAUCUCCCUGUGCCUCAGAUGGUUUACCAUAUAAGGAUCCAAAUAAUGCAGAUGAUGCAUGAACGCCGUAAUCGAGGAUAUAGCAUUCAAUCUCAACUGUGUCCUGAUGCGGAGAAAGUGUUGCAAAAAAAUGCAGAAGAUGGUCGGAGAUUAGCUGUAUUUACGUCCAACAUAAUGAUAUAUGACGUAAAGGAUACCAACUACUCAUGCAAAGUUGACCUGCAUAUGUGUAGCUGCUCUUGUGGCUUCUGGCGAAUCUUCCGCAUGCCAUGUAAGCAUGCUUGUGCAUGCAUCGAGAAGGACGGCAGAUCACUAUACCAAUUCACCGACAAUUGCUUCCAAGCUGAAUUGUAUAGAGUAACAUAUGCCGAAGCAAUCAGUCCAAUUUCUGACAUGGAGAAAUCCCAAAGUGCCUCUGAAGAGAUUCACAUUCUACCCCCUAUAAGAAAGACACGUCCUGGCAGGCCUAAAAAGAAGAGAAGACCUUCGCAAGUGGAGUCAGUACGUGAAAUGAGAUGUGGACGAUGCGGGAAGGUUGGGCACAAUAGAAGGACUUGUAAUGAGGUCAUCAAGUAA
Molecule: messenger RNA, 933 nt
Organism: Phoenix dactylifera (date palm)
Lineage: Eukaryota; Viridiplantae; Streptophyta; Magnoliopsida; Arecales; Arecaceae
Source: RefSeq, a predicted model, not a curated record